GUGAGUAGUAAAUAAUUAAAAAAACUGUGAAGGAACAGAAAAGCAUGGACUGGUAGAUUUGCCUAACUAUAAACCCUUCGAAAUAUUCAAACACCAAAACCCUGACAGCAGACCUCAGAUUUUAGCAUCUGGGCUCUCAAGGUUUGCAAUAAUUACCAGAGAGCUUGAAGAGUGCUGAUGGGACAUGCUGAUGGUCUAUCAGAACCCGGGUCAUCAAGCAAUCACCUAAUUGCCUAUCCUGAAUCGGUGUUGGAUGUUGAGGACGAAGAAGAACAGAUACUGUAUGUAGCUUCCUUUGAAGAACUUGCGGGAAAUCAUGUUAAAUAUGACACCAUUAUAUGGGUUUCUAUAUCUUUGUUGCUGGUUUUAGCUUGGGGGAUUGGCAUUAUUCUGUUGCUAUGUUUGCCCAUAAGACGAUGCCUGCUUCAAAAGGAUAUUUCCUCGCGCAAACUAUAUGUUACAGCUAAUGAAAUAGUUUACAAGUUUUCAAGACCUUCGAUUCUCUUUUGGCGUGUUACAACAAUUGAGAAGCGCACUCCACUUUCCUCGGUGAUUGAUAUCAUCAUUGAGCAAGGUUGCUUGCAGUCUGUUUAUGGACUCCAUACAGUUAGAGUUGAAAGCAUUGCUCAUGGAAAAGCUGCACCUGUCGAUGAAUUACAGGUUCAAGGUGUUGCUGAUCCUGGAGUUUUGAGGAAGGUGAUAAUAACUGAAGCUUCAAAGAAUGCACAGGAUUUUGGGAAAGGUUGCAAACCUACUCUCACUGGUGAAGAGGAGAGGCUGUCUAGAGGGGGAUCAUUGAGUGAGGGACCAGUUAUCUUUAAAUCACCAUCCAAAAGCUGGAAGAUUACAGGCUCACCGCGCUACACUUCUCUGGAGCAUAGAGGUUUAAUACAAGGGGAAGUGCUGCUAAAUAAACUCGAAGAAGUCAGUAAAUCAGUAAAGAAAAUUGAGUCGCAUAUUAAGAAGUCCCAGGCUUCCCCAGAAAGCCGUUGAAGUGGAGCAAGGCCCUUUUGGAUUGGAUCAUCAAAUCAGACGCUUCCAUUAGAGAAACUUCAUAACUAACCCCCACACCCCCCCGCCCUUGCAGAAAGAAAUGGUCGUUGCUUGGAGAGCAACAGCCGGGUCCGGAUCUGAUCUAUCUACUCGGCAAUUCAUCCGGUGACUUCACGGGGUCGCCAAAGAAGCCCCGCCAACCAUCGUUGGACUCUUUGUAUGAAUAAUUCAGUUGGGUUAUUGUUUUCAAUGCUCUUCGAACUUCAGCCAGUUAUUGGCUUUUGCUUCCAUUUCGGGAAGCUUUCAUGUGAACACAACUAUUGUUUGAACAAUUGCAUUGUUCACUGUUUACAAUGAUUCUAAUUUGUUGCGUGAAAA
Molecule: messenger RNA, 1371 nt
Organism: Populus trichocarpa (black cottonwood)
Lineage: Eukaryota; Viridiplantae; Streptophyta; Magnoliopsida; Malpighiales; Salicaceae
Exons: 7
Coding region: 178-993 (271 amino acids)
Source: RefSeq, a predicted model, not a curated record